AUGGUGCUUCAGACCUUCUUUCUCACAAUGGUACGAACGAUGGAGGCGAAUAAAUACUUUCUCGGGAAGGAUCGUGUUUACGUUGGUUCCUUAGUGAUGGUGGUGCUCCAGGAAAAAAUGGGCUAUUGUACGGAGAUGUUGAAGCAGCUUUUACGUGAACUGAUUGAUCGAACAGUGGAAAAGAAGUUUCAGCCGAAAAUUCUCUUCCGACGAAGUGAAAGUGUGGCCGAGCGUAUGCUGGCGGCAUGGUUCACCUUUCUUAUGCAUGACUACUUGAGGAAUUACGCCGGCAAGCGUCUCUACGACCUUUAUUGGGGCAUAAAGCAACAAAUGGAAAAGGGACCACAAGACGCGAUAACACUUGAAGCUCGUUAUUCUCUGUCGGAGGAGAAGCUGUUACGUGCAACGUUCGAGUACAAAGAGUUGACGAUAUUCAUUGCUUCUGAUUCGAUGACAUAUACCCAACCGGACAUGCCCGUUCGAGUACUAGACUGUGAUACGAUUACCCAGGUAUGGUUUUUCCUCGAAUUUUUCAACAUUGUAGUUUUUUUCAUUAUGUUGGAUCAGAAUUUAUCACGGUUCAUUAGUGUUUUGGGGAGGAGGUGA
Molecule: messenger RNA, 606 nt
Organism: Haemonchus placei
Lineage: Eukaryota; Metazoa; Nematoda; Chromadorea; Rhabditida; Trichostrongylidae
Source: the annotation of a GenBank genome assembly